Molecule: messenger RNA, 1263 nt
Organism: Brassica oleracea var. oleracea
Lineage: Eukaryota; Viridiplantae; Streptophyta; Magnoliopsida; Brassicales; Brassicaceae
Exons: 1
Coding region: 1-1263 (420 amino acids)
Source: RefSeq, a predicted model, not a curated record
AUGGUUGUACAGAAUUGGGUAAGGGACAAGAAUUUCAUGUUUGGAAGGUUGCUGGAAACAGGAGUUAAGGAGGGUAGGUGUGAGGAAAUACUUUCGACAGCCUUUCUGGGUUGGAGUAUGAUCUCAAAUUAUGAGUUUAAUGCAUUAGGAAGAAUAGGGUUGGUGUGGAGACCAGACAUCAGAGUAACGCCUUUCUUUACAAGUAGGCAAGUGCUCACAGUCUCAAUCUGGAUUGAAGGUGGAGAGGAAUUCUUUUAUUCUAUUGUUUAUGCUUUAAACACUAUGGAAGAGAGGAUGGAGUUAUGGAAGGACUUAAAGCUUCAUCAGGAUUCCCUAAUCAUUCGCAAUAAGCCUUGGCUAAUUGCUGGAGAUUUCAAUGAAACUCUUAAUAUGGAGGAUCAUUUGUGGCAUGAAGUUUUUCCUAUGGUGACUCAAGGAAUGAGGGAGUUUGGUGAUGUUGUGCAAUAUUGUUCCCUGAUGGACUUAGGAUCGCAUGGGCCACACUAUAAAUGGUGUAAAAAACGAACAGAACGUCUUAUCUUGAAGAAGAUUGACAGUGUCAUGUUUAAUGACCACUGGCUCGAUGCCUAUCCGCAAUCAUAUGCUAUGUUUGAGACUGGUGGAUGUUUGGAUCGUCUACGCUGCCGCAUUCAGCUUCACUCGGAACUUUCGCGCCCAAGACGACCAUUCAAAUUUGUUAACACUAUCACAGAGUUGGAGGAUUUUCUACCUAGUGUUGGAAAGUAUUGGGAAAAUAUUGAACCAAUAUUUUCAUCGACAUCGUCUCUAUUUAGAUUCUCAAAGAAGCUAAAGAACUUGAAGCCUAUCAUACGGGAGUUGGGAAAGACAAGGUUAGGGAACCUCUCAGUUAAGUCAAAGGCUUAUUUUGAAGAGUUAUGCAUACAACAGGAUGAAACAAUGAGAAAUACAACACAACAAAACAUGGACGCUGAAAGUGAAGUAUAUAAGCGUUGGGACUUUGUUUAUGAACUUGAAGAGAAAUUUCUCAAACAAAAAUCAAAUAUGCAUUGGUUGGAUGUGGGUGAUAAGAACAAUACGUCUUUCCAUCGAGGAGCAACAGCAAGAGAAAUAGUGAACUCGGUUAAGGAGAUAGAGUGCCUAGAUGGAGAGGUGGUGAGGACUCCUGAACAAAUAAAAAUCGAAGCUGAGAGGCACUUUCGAGAAUUUCUUCAGUUUCAGCCAUCAAACUAUUCAGGUAUUGAUGUAGACGUGCUUCAGUCGCUCUUACCUUACCGUUGCUAA